AGCAAAGCUUUUAUAUUAUGUUAUAUCCCAUGUGUCUAUGUAAGAAUGAGAAAAACUCUAAACACUACUACUGGCAGUGGCAACAGAAAUGGCUGGUGGAGAAGCUCCCCAAAGAGGAAGUGCAGCCGCUGCUGCAGGCAUGCGCCGGAGGAGAACAAGUGCUGGGGCCUCAGGAGGGGCAGCUGGAACCAUGCUUCAGUUUUACACAGAUGAUGCGCCAGGACUCAAGAUCUCUCCGAACAUCGUACUUGCUAUGAGCAUUGGUUUCAUAGCUUUUGUUGCCAUUCUUCAUGUCAUUGGCAAGCUUUAUCUUGUUCGCAGAGAAACUUGAAAUGGUAGAAACAUAGGAAGCCAAGUUCCAAAGUUGUUUUUUUUUUUUUAAGACUGAUUCUGCAGGUUUCUUUAUGAUUUUUGCAAUAAAUGAAUAAUAAUAACACACAAUAAAACAACAGAUUUGAA
Molecule: messenger RNA, 459 nt
Organism: Rubroshorea leprosula
Lineage: Eukaryota; Viridiplantae; Streptophyta; Magnoliopsida; Malvales; Dipterocarpaceae
Source: the annotation of a GenBank genome assembly